AGAGCCUUCAUUAACAAGAGCUGCCUUAGAUAACAGGCCUGGGGCAGCGCUGAAGCCAGAUAAGAACAAGUGGCGGACAGUCCAGGAUGCAGGGCGAGCCUGAGCUGGCCGGGUGCUCCCUGCAGACCACUCGGCAGCAUGAUGUGAGCCCAGUGCUCCCUGGCUCCUUCCGGCACCCAGUGACUUGCCACCACUACCGCAGCCCUACGGCCUGCUCUCCAGGGCCCAAGAUGUCUCCUGGGGCUCUGUGGCUGGCCCUGCUUGUGCCGUCCCUGCUGGCCUACCUUGUGCAAGGGAGGCCGUUGCAGAGCGGGUGGCAGACAUUGCCAGGGGAGCCUGGCAGCGGGCGGCAGGAGAGCACUGUGGACCUGACAGUGCUCCUGGAGAACAUGAAGGUGGAUUUCCUGCGCAGCCUCAACCUGAGCAGCGUCCCCUCCCAGGACAAGACCAAGCUGGAGCCACCGCAGUACAUGAUCGACCUGUACUACAGGUACACUUCAGACAAGUCUUCCACCCCGGCCUCCAACAUCGUGCGCAGCUUCAGCGUGGAAGAUGCCAUCUCCACAGCUGCCACCAAAGACUUCCCCUUCCAGAAGCACAUCCUGCUCUUUAACAUCUCCAUCCCCAGGCACGAACAGAUCACCAGGGCGGAGCUCCGGCUCUAUGUCUCCUGUCAAAAUCACAUGGACAACUUCCGUGGGCUGGAAGGAAACAUGGUCAUCUAUGAUGUCCUGGAUGGAGAAGAUGCCUGGGAUGGUGCCUCAGGGACCAGGACCUUCCUGGUGUCUCAUGACAUUAGGGGCGAGGGCUGGGAGACCUUAGAAGUAUCCAGCGCUGUGAAGAGGUGGAUUAGGGCAGACUCCUCCAAGAGCAAAAAUAAGCUGGAAGUGAUGGUGGAGAGCUGCAGGAAGGGCUGUGACACAUUGGACAUCAGUGUUCCCCCAGGUUCCAAAAAUCUGCCCUUCUUUGUCGUUUUCUCCAAUGACCGAAGCAAUGGGACCAAGGAGACCAGACUGGAACUCAGGGAGAUGAUCGGCCAUGAGCAGGAAAGCAUGCUCAGAAAGACACCCAAGAGCAGCUAUGGGGAGUCAGGCGAAGGCCAUAGGGAGGAAGAGGAAGAAGGGGAGGAGGAGGAGGUUGCGGCAGGUCACGCUGCAAUGGGGUCAUUGUUAGCCAGACACAAGCGGAGCAUCGGGGCCAGCAGCCACUGUCAGAAGACCUCCCUGCGGGUGAAAUUCAAGGACAUUGGUUGGGACAGCUGGAUCAUCGCCCCCAAGGAGUACGAUGCCUACGAGUGUAAAGGUGGCUGUUUCUUCCCCCUGAGCGAUGACUUGACACCAACAAAACAUGCCAUUGUGCAGACACUGGCACACCUCAAGCAUCCCAAGAAGGUGGGCAAGGCCUGCUGCGUGCCUACCAAACUGAGCCCCAUCUCCAUCCUCUACAAGGAUGAUGGAGGGGUGCCCACCCUCAAGUACCACUAUGAGGGCAUGAGCGUGGCUGAGUGUGGGUGCAGGUAGUACCUGCCUGGGGGACAGGGGAAGGCAGGGGUUCCUGGUGAGAGGCCCUGCGUCCCUUGGGAACAACAGGGACUACAUGGCUCUUCAGGUCAGCCUGGAAAAAGGAAGGGAGACUGCUGUCCUUCUUGUGACACCGCCAAAGCACACUUCCCUGGGCUCCACCCCUGGCGAAGGGGACACGAAGGAUGUGGACAGAGUAGGAGAAGGGGAUGGGCCUUAGGAUGUUUGAUUUAUAGGCACAAAAACCAAAAGCCAGCAGGCCAGCAAGUACUCCUGCUCAGGUCUGUGCGGCAGCAAGGCCUAGGACCUGCGUGUCAGCCAGUUACUCUGCAGUACAAGAGCGGUUGAUGUUGGGAGGCUGGAGCGCUGGGGCCAGGCCGAGCUUGUCACAUCAGGCUGUGACCUGCUCUCUCAUGUUUUCCUUCUGUGGCCAACGGCCUUCUAAUAUCAUCCCCGGGUCACUGGAAAACUGUCCCCCAAACCCAGCUGCAGGCUGCAGAGAGUGCCUUCAAGACAAGUCCUCUGACAUGACCUGUGACAAAACCACUGUGAUUCUGGUGCUGUGCACAGGUCAGGGAUUCACAGAGGGACACACAAGGUCCCUGGACUCCACUCUGUGACAGUCUGAAGGGGACAGCUGGUGUCCCGCCCCUUUGUGAUGACCUAAAAGACUGCCCAGCUGCCCAGCAUAAGGUAGUCAUGCAGCCCCUGCCCAAGGAGACAGAGGGCAGGGCAAGGGUUUGGAUUUGUUGGAUUUAACUAUGCUCUCAAUUUGGUAUUUGAAAUGUCCUUGUUUUUACUCCUUGGAGACAUGCAUUCAGGUGAUAAAAUAUCCAGCUUUCUGGCCAGGGUCCCCUGGCACUUGAAGGCCCCCUUGUCGGCCCCCUUCUGCAGGUUUCUGGAGUCACACAGGCCCUGUCCCCACGGUUUCACCUGCUUAGGGUCCUUCCUGUCCUCUGACCCUGCUGCUGCACAGGGACCUGCGUGGCAUGAAGAGGCUGAGAGGCACGGAGGGUCUCCUACCCCUCCCCUCCCUGCGGAAGCCCCCACACAGGAAGAGAAAGUCAGUGUUAAAUGUUUACAUGGAAUCAACGAGCAACUUUAAUGAAGCACUGAGUUCAGCUCCUGGAGUUGGAGAAAGUGUGAAUGCCUGGUUCCUGCCAAGCAGGGUGAUGGGACAGGGCUGUUCCAGUGGUGGGUGACUCUUCUUCCCAUCUUGGGUGUGCGUUUCUAUGUCUGUGUGAAGCUUCACUUGGAAAUAAAGUCAAAUGCUGAUGUGA
This is a messenger RNA of Chinchilla lanigera (long-tailed chinchilla), 2800 nucleotides long. RefSeq names its product growth differentiation factor 2 (gene Gdf2). Bases 87 to 1520 code for a protein of 477 amino acids. Gene Ontology annotation, biological process: SMAD protein signal transduction; BMP signaling pathway. Gene Ontology annotation, molecular function: growth factor activity; cytokine activity. Lineage: Eukaryota; Metazoa; Chordata; Mammalia; Rodentia; Chinchillidae. The record is from RefSeq and is a predicted model, not a curated record. The transcript has 2 exons. Gene Ontology annotation, cellular component: extracellular region.